ACCUAGAUAGUAAUCAUAAUUCACUACUUAAUAUACAUUUUUCGUCUUUAUUUACUUAAAAUAAGAUUGAUAUAAGACUUUAGUAGUUAUAUAUUGUAAUUGAUAUGGUUUAGGUAUUUUUCAUACAUUUAUUAAAAGUUAAUUUUAUAUAUUUUUUUAAAAAUUUUUGAUUUAGUCAAACAAUGGCUGUAGCAAGUAAAAUUCUAAAAACAAUUGACACAUCUUGCUAUGAGUAUAUGCAUCCAUGGGUUGCAUCCUGUUCAGACGCAAGUGCUGGAUUAUUUAUUCAUUCAUUACAGGCCUCUUUUCGUAUAUACGUUACUACUUACAUGUUAACUUUGUUAAUGAAAGGCCGUAAGCCCACAAAGAAGGAACUUUCACAAACUUUCCUAAGUAUUUUACAGUCAACUGCAUUUUUGACUUGUCAUGCAUUUGGUUUUUCAUCUGCAGUGUGUAUACUUCGGAGGAUGCUCAGUAAUUUCAAUGUAUUAACCGUAGCUUUUGUACCAUGUUUUUUAACAUGUCUUGUUGCUAUACUAAUUGAGAGACCUUCAAGACGAGGAUUACUAACUCUUUAUGUUACAAAUGUUGCUUCAGAAACAUUCUAUAAUAUGAUGGUCAGUAGAGGAGUAAUUAAACCUAUUCCUUAUGGUGAUUUAUUUAUAUUUGGGUCAGCCAUUACAUUGUUAUUGUAUUUUUACCGAGGCCAACAUAAUAAAGCUGAUUCGAUAUACUCUCUCUUGAGAUUCGUUGUCGGCCCUUGCGAAGAAAAUGAUUAUAGCAAGCCUUCUGUUUCUUCUCAGCCCAAUCUAGUUAAUGAAUAUCCAAAUCAAAAUACUAUUAAAAAGUUUAUCCAUGAUAUUCAUGCAUCCUAUCAUACUAUAGAUGAUCAACUAAAAAAAAUCUGGAUUAACGAGUCCUGUCCACAUGCUCAUGGAUGUCUUCAUUAUAUAACAGCUUCGGGGACAAGAUUAUUUUUGAUUGGUUACACUCUACAAUUAUGCUUAAAAUCAUUAUUACAAGUAAAACGAGUAAUACGUAAGCCAACUUUUGUGUUGAAAUUAAUGGUGACUCCUGAUACAUUUAGUUUGGGAGCAUUUCUAGGAGGAUUUUCUACCAUUUACAGAUUAGUCUCGUGUGUUUCAAGAAGAGUACUUACAAAGGAUUCCAAAUAUAUAUGUAUUCCAGCAGGAUUAUUAGCCAGUCUUACAUUUUGUUUGUACCGUAAUAAUACAAUUGCUUUGUAUGUCAUGUUAAAGUCACUACAGUUAAUCUACAAUAAAGGUUCUAAUGGUAGAAUACUACCCAAUUUACCGCAAGCAAAUGUAUUUAUUUAUUGUUUUUCUACGGCUAUACUAUUCCAUGCUGCUAUACUAGAGCCACACAAUUUACGACCAUCGUACUGGAAAUUUCUACAAACUGUAUCUGGAGGCUGUAUAGGAUUGAUUGAUAGACAUUGCUUAGAUGCAUUUGGGCUGCGAUCAAGUGAAUCACUUGAAAAAGUGCUAUUGAAACAUAAGCCAGUACCUUUACAGUUAAUCAAAUUUUAGUUUAAUUAGUGUUUAAGUAUUGCAGGGUAAUCCAUUUUUAUAUUAUAUAUAAUCAUUGUAGGAUAUGGUGGGUUAAAAUAAGUUUUAACUGGAAUUUUAUAUAAAAGGACUGAAAAGUUGGGUAUUUUUAAACUUUAUAUCUAGGUAUUGAGGACCUUUAUGUUCCUUGUUUGUUAUUUCAUAGUGAACUCUUACUAAGUUAAAUGUUACGUGGGACUCAAGUUUAUAUUUUACAGAUGUAUUUAUG
Adelges cooleyi (spruce gall adelgid) is the source of this 1797-nucleotide messenger RNA. Its product is annotated as transmembrane protein 135-like. The coding region runs from base 183 to 1550 and encodes 455 amino acids. The record is from RefSeq and is a predicted model, not a curated record. Lineage: Eukaryota; Metazoa; Arthropoda; Insecta; Hemiptera; Adelgidae. The transcript has 8 exons.